GAUUGAUCUACUUUCACGCGCAAUUUGGUCUUUGACAGUCAGCAAGACAGCUACGCAGGCGCUUACGUGAAGCUGAGGGCGCAUCUGAUCGCGACUGCGCCAUAAUGUCGAACGACCUUUCGAGUCGUAUGUGAAGCCGCGCCUUGUCAUACAAAACAUUCAGGCGAAUAUCAUGAUUGACCAUCUGCUGGGACGACCCUCGACGAACUGGCGCCGGACACAAGUCUUUGUCGUCAUCGGCUUCUGGUCAUGGUAUCUGAAGACGCGAGAUGGGAGGGGUCCGCCCCUGCCGCUCGUGCGCAGAUUAAACGCAUUGCUAGAUCGAUUCACGCCAUGGCAGAUCAUCAUCGGCAUCCUCACUUUCGUCUAUUCCUUCAGGCAUUUCGAUGACUUGCUCGGCCUGUCAGCGCCUGAGCCACUCGCUAAGCUGUAUUCGCGCAAGUUCUACCGAGCAACGUGGAUAGCUACCGCGUUCGAUGCAGGCUUCGCAACAGCCAUGACAAUCAAGCCCAAGUGGUUGCGAGACUUUGCUUCCAUCCUAUUCAGUGGCUAUUAUGUCCUCUUUGCAAACGAGGCAGACGAAAAGUUGAGAAAAUACAGAGCAGUCGCAACGAUAGAAAUGCUCAGAUGUACUUGGGAAAAGACUAGCAAUCCUUACAUUCGCUUCUUCACUGCCGGAGACCGGCCUCGUAUCACAGUUUCUAAGCGUUUCACACUGGACCGUCCAGCAGGAUCGCGCUAUAAGCGUCCCAUCUCAGUCUAUCUCUACUACGCGCUCCCAGAAGCAGGUCUAGAGCAUUGUCGAGACCUCAUCCUUGACUUUCCAGGGGGUGGCUUCAUCUGCAUGACGCCCGAACACCACGAAGAGCGAUUGCUACGGUGGGCAAUCAGGACGGGCAAGCCGAUCCUUGCUCUCGACUACUGCAAGGCGCCAGAAUAUCCUUAUCCCUAUGCAAUCAACGAGGCGCUCGAUCUGUACCGCUUGUUGCACGAGACGAAGGGCUCAGUCAUUGGUUUCAAGACCAACGACAUCAACAUUGUGGUCACGGGCGAUUCUGCGGGCGCAAAUCUAGCCACCGUCAUGGUCAUCAAGCUACUUGAAGAAGAAAAGUCGAAGCGAUUGCCCCUACCGCUCAGUCUGAUCUAUGCCUAUCCUGCUCUCGAUUUCAACUACACCUCAUGGAUGCCUCCAAUGAAUUUGAAGGCGCUGCAGCAUGACCUGUCGACAGCCAAUCUGUCGGGUAUCCUGCAUCAAAAGGAUCAUCUCAGCCAUUGCAGCCCGCUGAGUGUAGUGGACGACGUACCCCGUCCACGCUCAAGAUCAAAGGGUCGCAAGCGGCUCAGCUUGACACGCAGUAUGACCAGACUAGGCCUCUUUUCCCCUGCCAACAAGUCAAAGGGUAGUGAGAAGGACGAGGAUGCGGCAUCAAAUGCUGAUGUUGAGCCGGAGGAAGACGAGCUGCCGCUGGAAGCGAGAGCAGAGACGGCAGAGGAGGAGACACCUCGUUCGCUCGAGCUGACCAGAAGCGACAGCAGCAGGCGCAUUCUCGGCACGCGCCUAACAAUGACCAGUCGGGUCGGAUUUUUCAAUGAUCGUAUAAUUAGUCCAAGCAUGAUGCGCGCCAUGGCGCUAUGCUAUGUCGGUCCUCAGCACUGCCCAGACAUGGCAACGGACUAUUAUCUCUCGCCCGUCGUCAUGCCGGAGCAUCUGCUGGCUCGAUUGCCACCCAUGAAGAUCUGCGUUGGCGAACGUGACCCUUUGGUGGACGAUUCACUUGUUAUGGCAGGACGAAUCCGUGAGGCAAAGCAAGCAAGACGUUCACAAGCCCUGCUGCGCCAAAGAUCCAAGCACGGCGAGUCAUUGAGGAUGAGCUCGCAAGCCCAAGCUUCGGAUCCAAUCAUCGACCAGACCGAAGAUGACUGGAUUGAGCUCAGAAUAAUCGAAGGCUACAGCCACGGCUUCCUACAGAUGUUGCAGCUCUUGCCAGAAGUCGCAGGAACGAUCGAUUUCAUGGCUGACUGGAUCUCAGAGACAUUUAAGGCAGCGCAUGCUGAGCGACGUCUAUCAACUGGACAGAAGCUCGCUUUCACACAAUCGUCGCAUACUAAGUCUGGUGCAAGCGACCCCCGUGCGAAGGGGCAAUCGGGCGAGUCGGAGUCGUUCGAUGAUCUGCUGAGCUUCACACCUAGGCGACGCGUCUCGAACAAUGUCUCCCGAUCAGGAACACCAACACAGGCGCACCCGAAUGACUCUUCGCCGCUGCCUAGGCGCUCGACGGGUGCACGAGCUGCUGCAUCUUCAUCAGACGAGACCGUCGGUCCGCACACGCCCAACGAUGACGAAGAUGGACAGUCUGAUAUCGAAGCGCAUCUGUCUGUCAAUAAGACGCCCAAGAAUAAGGCUGCCGUUGCAAGUCAACUAAUCAAAUCUGCGCACGAGCGCGCAUUGCGGACAAUUGCUGAUGACACAAAUCUACAAGCAUCUCAAACUUCGCUCAAAACGCUAAGCUCUACCCCGUCGCGCACCAGCAGCCCGGCGCCGCCUUUUGUAGACGCGUCGUCUUUGCUGCGCAAGAGAAGGGACGAGAUCAUCGAAGGCAUGCAAGGAGCGCCUGCCGAUUCUAUCACGAGCCCUUAACGAGCCGAUAUGUCG
Messenger RNA from Mixia osmundae IAM 14324, 2653 nucleotides. RefSeq lists its product as uncharacterized. Gene Ontology annotation, biological process: triglyceride catabolic process. Gene Ontology annotation, cellular component: cytosol. Bases 173 to 2638 code for a protein of 821 amino acids. The record is from RefSeq and is a predicted model, not a curated record. Lineage: Eukaryota; Fungi; Basidiomycota; Mixiomycetes; Mixiales; Mixiaceae. The transcript is spliced from 9 exons. Gene Ontology annotation, molecular function: triacylglycerol lipase activity; sterol ester esterase activity.